Molecule: messenger RNA, 4667 nt
Organism: Diorhabda carinulata
Lineage: Eukaryota; Metazoa; Arthropoda; Insecta; Coleoptera; Chrysomelidae
Exons: 28
Coding region: 193-4614 (1473 amino acids)
Source: RefSeq, a predicted model, not a curated record
UACUAUGUUAGGAAGUGAAAGAUAAAAAACUCGAGGUGAUAUGUCAACAUUGCUCAAGGCAAACAUCUCCUUUCGAUUUUAAUAGCAGGCCAUGAAGAACCACACCAAUGUCAAAUUAUGACAGUAAUUUACAAAGAAUAUAUUUAUCAUUUACAGAAAUUUUACGUCUUUUAUUAGAUUAGUUUUUUAAAGAUGUGUACUAUUAAUAGAUCUCGCGAUAGAUCUUAUGGCUGUCCAGUGCCAGUUGGAAAUAGUGUGUGUGGUGAAACAAGGACUUUGGAUAUUAUAAAUGAGUUUAAAAGACUUUAUGAAGAGAAAAUGCACGAAAUAGAUAACUCUAGCUGUGGAGAUUGCUUACAGGAAAAAAUAAAGCUUCAACAGGAUUGGAUUGGAGAUUUAACUGAACAAAAUGAAAUGCUUGUCAGAGCCGUCGAAGAACUGGAGCAAGAAGCUACAGAAAGAGUGAAAAUGUUAGAAGAGAAGCUACAAAAGAGCGCACAAUGUAUUUGUGAGGUAAUGAAAAAAUACAGGGAACACGACAUAACAGAAGAUAUUUUGGAAGAACCAAGAAAGAGGAUAUUCAAUUUGGAAAGUGAUGUUAGGAAUUUAUUGGAACUAAUUCGAAGAGUUAGAGAUGAAGAUGAUUUUUCUUUGGGAGGACUCACUUUUUAUGAAGUAACUCAUAAGGAGCUUUUAGGUGACAACGUUGAAGGGAAAUUAUCAAAAGGGUGUGUACAGAACGAUACAAAAAAGACUGACCAAAGGAAUAGAGAACAAGAAAGCACGAUACAAUCAUUAGAAUCGAAAUUAGGAGAUUUUGAAAAAGUAUCCAGAGAAUUGAAAACUAAACAAGAAGAAUGUGACAAUCUACAGAAGAAUAUGAUCGAUAUGCGACAAGCUUUAACCGAAGAAGUCGCUACCAAACAUGAUAUGGUCUUAAAGUUGAAACGGGAGUGUCAAGAACUUGAAGAUAGGUGUAUUCAAGCUGAUAAACAAACUGCGUUCCGAGAUGACAUUAUCAGGGAAUUGAGAAAAGAAAUCAAGCAACUGAAACAACAGAUUACUCAAGAGGAAGUAGAAAAACUAAAUAAAACCAUAGACGAGCUUAGAAAUACUUUAGAAGAAAGUAAAAGGCUUCAAGAAGUCGAAGAAAAGGAAAAAUGUUCUCAAAUAUGUGCUUUGACUGAGAGAAUUAAAGAGUUAGAGGGAUGCUUGUGCGAUGCCAAUGAAAGGGUAAAGCGAACAUAUUCGGAAAAUUGCGUUUUAAACAAUAAAAUUAAGGAAUUGGAAUGUUGUAUGUGCGAAGCUAACGAACAGAAAAAGAUAAAUAAAGAAGAAAUAAACAUAUUAAUAAAUAGACUUAAAACAUUGGAACAGAAACCUUGUCCACAGAUGAAUAUGGAAAGUCAACAAACUGCAAUUUUGGAAGAAAAAAUAAGAGACUUAGAACUCUACAUACAGGAUAUAAAAGGAAAAUUGAAAUUGUGUAAGUUAUGCAGACAUAGCCUACGUGUAGGAUUUUGUGGUAAUACUGAGGUUCAAACGGACGUUAGCGAAGCAAACGACGAACAAAUAGAAAAGUUGAUUGAAAGAGAUGAACUUAUCAAAUUCCAAGCUGAAACGCUAAAGAUGCUGCAACAAGAGUUACAAAACUAUCAGAAAAGGGAAGAAGAGUGGUUGACAGAUAAAGAAAGGGGUGAAAAGAGCUGUAAUGAAGUUCAAUGUUUGGAAAAUCAAAUCAUUUCAUUAAAAGAUAAAUUACUUCGGUGUGAACAUAAAGUGGACGAAUUAGAUAACACCGUGAAAAAUAAAGAAGAUAUAAUAAAAACUCAAAAAGAAGCACUAAAUUGUAUUGAAAAGGAGGUCGAUAAUAUGAGAAAUAAAGAAGCGGAAUUGAGGAAUGAGAAUCAAAAACAUUGUUUAUGUAUUCAACAAUUAAAAAAUAAAUUGAGUGAAUUGGAGACAACGACUAAAGAUGCCGAAAGAAGAGCAAGUAAUUUACAAAUAGCUGUUGACUUGUAUACAAAUACUAUCAGUGUACUGGAAGAUACUGAAGAGAAGUACAAAUUAGAGAUCGAAAAUCAACGCACAACAAUCAGUCACUUACAGGAAGUCUUAGUAACGACAAAAAAUGAGCUAGACAGUGUCAAACAAAAAUACAAUGAUAGUGUUAAUUGUCAAGAAAAACUUCUGGUUAUGUUUCUUCAAAUAAUAUCAGAGAGCGAAAACGAAAAGGAACAACUGAAUCAACAGCUUUAUCUAAUUGGAGAAAAUUAUGAAAAACUGCAAGAAUUGAAUUUUAACGUAGAAUUAGAACAUUGUAGCAGUCUGCAAGAUGUUGAGAGCUUAGAAAAUCAACUAUUUAAGUAUCAUAGUUUAUUAAAAAAUUCCGAGGAUGAAUUGAAACAGUGCAAGUGUCAUUUAAAAAAAUUAUUAACACAAAAGAAAAACUUUGAAGAAGUGAUUCAGUACUUUAAGCAGGAAAUGAUCAUGAUGGCAGAACAACUUGAACAUUUACAAGGAUUAUUGACUCUAUCCCAUGGUUCGGCUCAAGAGGAAUCUAAUAAAUUGAUGUCGGCCUACACGAAUAUACAAGAUCUGAAUGAGAAGUUAACCAAGCAACUGACAAUAGCCGAAGAAAAAGUACUUCUCGAAAGCCAAAUGAAUCAAAUAAACGAAGCUAGGAUAAACGAAUUGGAGAGAUUAAUUUGUGAAAAGGAAAUGGAUGGAAAGAAGCACCAUCGGACGGUUCAAAACAUUAAAGAAAAUUUAAAUUGCUCCCUAGGACAAAAUAAAGAACUGCAGAAAACUAUAUCUUGCCUUACAGAAACCUUGUGUGAGUUCCAAGAAGCCGUUCAACAUUAUCAAUGCGAUAAUUUGCACGCAAAAGAAGUUACAGGCAUUUGUCAAAAUCAGAUUGAAAUCUGCAAAGAAAAACUAACUGAUCUUAAGAACUUAUUGGAAAAAAAGACAUCAGAAUUGUGCAAGAUCCAAAUGGCGUACAAUAAUCAACAUAGAUCUCUAAAAUGUUGCCAAAGAGAAUUGAAGGAUAUAAAAGAUAGACAAAAAAAUAAACAGCAUUAUUUGAAGUGCGUUAUCGAGGAACUUAAAGAUAAGUUAGUAAAUACAGAAGAAGAACGUGACAAAUAUCUAAGAGAUCUCAAAGAACUUCAAGAACAAAUAACGGUUAUCAAAAAGAGGGAUGCCACCAGAUGCCAUGCAGAGAUAGUUAGAUACAGAAAAAUUAUUAGUGAUUUGAGGAAGACGUUAACGGAUCUUAACAAAAACUUAACAAAAAAAGAAAUACCAUUCGAAAGUAAAUGCAAUAGGGAAGAAUGUAAAAGGUACAUUGAACAAUUCAAUGAUGAAAAAGUUUCAAUUGAGGAAGAAGAGGAAGUGACUUCUUGCAUAGAUUGCCGCUGUGAAAUGGAUUUUUAUCAAAGGGUGAUUGAGAAUCUCAAAAGAGCAGUAACAGAUUUAAAGAGUAGACUCUUCGAUACUCAAAAGAAGAACAAGCAAAUGGAAUCGGAACUUAUGGAAAAAGAAUUCCAAGUUGUAGAAAUAUCAAAAACCCAAUUGGAAAAAGAUAAAGAAUAUAGUGAGCUCAAACAAAAAUUGAUGGACAGAUUAAGACAAGCACACUUGGAGGAAAGUCGAUUUUCAGAACGAUCAAAACAAUUCGAAAAAGAGUUAACGUCUCUACGGAGAGAAUUGGAACUGAAAACAUUGCAAUUAACUGAGUUAGAGCGAAAUUCUCAACAACUCAAUGGUACGAAAUGUGUGCAGUUGGCGUGUGCCCAAGAAGAAAUUAAUGCUUUAAAAGAACAGUUAAAUAGAUUAUUGAAACAACAUUGUGCUAUAAAUAUGGAGAACCAAAAAUUGCAUUCACAUAGUACACAGAUGCAAUCUACAGUAACUAAUCUCGAAGAAAAAAGUGAACUUCUUAAAACACAGGUCGAGCAAUACUUGGUGGAACUUCAAAUGGUACAGAGAGAAAAAGAUGCACUUCAUAGAAAAAAUCAAGAUUUACUGCGCGAAUUGAGAUCGUUACAGUCAUCGUAUGAUGAUCAGCAAAGGUAUAAUGAGAAUACUGUUAAAUCCCUUGAAACUGAAUUGAGGGAAGUUAAAAAAAAUCGUGACGAUAUAUAUUUAGAAAGUAAGACUGUGGUGGAAUAUUUUCGUUUGUGGUUAAACGAACAGAAAAAAAUUAACGAUUACACUAUGGCCAAAGAGAAAGAUUAUUGUAAGACCAUUGAUAUGCUAAAGCAACAAAAUAAUGGUCUUCCAUGUGGUUACCAGGAACAACGACAUUUUUCUAAAAAUAUAAAUACACUUAGAACGACGCAAGAAACUUGUCCGUCACCAUGGAGUUUGGGAUCGCAGGGCACGUCUUCGGGACAUGACGAGAGUCCUUGUAGAAGUCCUGGUAUCAACGAAAACUGUGAUUGGUACUCUCCUAAUUUUAAGAAUGAUUCGGAAGAAGAAAUGGAAGACGAUGAAGACUGGGUUAGAAAAGUAGAAAAUUUGGCUGCUCAAGUUAGGAGAACUAAUAAAAUGUGGAAGCAUAAAAUGGAAAAGGCUGAUUUGACAGUAUCGAAAGAUUGUCAAAAAUAAUUAUAAUUAUUUUUAUUUCUAAUUUUAUACAAAAAUAUACUUCUAAAUAUUGA